AUUGCAAUAUUAAAAAUUGUUUGUAAAAAAUAAAAGUAUGGGACGUCUUUUUCAAUACAAUCGCUUUGGCACUACCAACCCAGAACACAGAAGGGAAAAUCCUACCAGCAGCAACUCGAAAACAAAAGAGUCGAGAAGUUAGAAAAUAUCCGGCAUAUUCAGAACUCUAUACGGAAUAUCACAACACUACAAUACCAACAACAUCUACCACAGCAGCAGCAACAGUAACUGUGAAGAGCAUGGACUUGGCGAUUAAAAAGUAUCAACAAUGGAGUAGUAAAUUCCUGCCAACAGCAACAACAAAUUUAGAUGUCAGUCAAGCAUCUUGCAACUCAUCUCCAACAGCCACAACGACAUACUCCUGUACAGUUAGCUCAGGUUAUUACACGCAAAAUACAACAGGCGAAUGCUAUGGUCAGGAACAUGAUAGAGAAGUGCUUGUUAGUUCCACUAAAAGGCCUAAGGUGUAUGAUUGCAUGAAGGAUUUUUUGCGUAAAAAAUUCUUUCAACUUAACAACAGCCACUCCAGCAAUAGCAAUUGCAACAGUGACAGCAACAAUACAACAAACAAGCAACCAAACGACAAUGUCAAAACUGUUGUUAGUGACACAGAUGAAGAAGAUGUAACUAGUGAUUAUGAUGAGCUUGACAUGUUAGACUCAUCAUAUAAUGCCGAUGAAGAGGAAGAGGCGGAUGCUACAGAUUGCAGUUGCAGCUGUAGUAGUAACUCCGAUGAAGAGGCCUGUGCACCACACAUACCAAAGCUAAGCACACAAAAAUCCUCAAACAGCCCACAAAAAUCUGCGCUCUCACUCAACUGUUGGCAAAGUAACAAUUGCAGUUCAACUGAAACGGAAGAAUCAGCCGCACAAACGGAUGAGUCCGAUGCUGGCAUUUCGGAUUGUUGCCAAUUGAUUAGUGAAAAGAGUCCGAAACGUCGCAGUCCAAAAAAAUCACCCACGAAAUAUCAACAAUAUCGAUACAAUAUCGACGAUGAUGAUUUACCUGAACUAAUGGAAAGCAAUUGGUAUCAACCACGCAUAACCACUAAAGCAGCUUUGGAGCGCUUGCAGUUGGCAACACCUGGCACUUUCUUAGUGCGUCGCAAGUCGCGCACUUUUGAACUAUGUUUACGUGUAGAAACGAAAGUCAAAUUUUUCACUGUGAUAUCAACUGAUGAUAACUACAAGUUGAAAGGCGCUAAAAAGGAGUUUACUACACUCAAAGCCUUGGUUACGCAUCAUUCCGUAAUGGCGGAACAAUUGCCGGUAACCCUAAGACUACCGCGUACGAAGCAACAACUCGGGCGCUGUGCUGAUGACUUUGACACAUUUGAAUCCUUGCAAAUUUUAGGCAUUCUACAAAAUUUACAAACAAAGAGCAUGGAAUUCGCGUGAACCGAAGAUACUCUGGUACUGCACCCGGAGAAUGGUUAUACAUGAGAUUUAUAAAUUAAAAAUUAGCUGAAGAGGUUGUGCUGGUCAAAGUUUCAGUAAAUCAAAUGCAAUUCUACAAGUCAACGAAUUCUUAACCACAUUUUUAGAAUUAAUAAUUAAUUAAUACU
Messenger RNA from Teleopsis dalmanni, 1564 nucleotides. RefSeq names its product protein sprint. The record is from RefSeq and is a predicted model, not a curated record. NCBI's taxonomy places the organism in Eukaryota, Metazoa, Arthropoda, Insecta, Diptera, Diopsidae.